AACAAGUGAAUUUCCCCACUGCGGGAUCAAUAAAGUUCAUCUUAUCUUAUCUUAUAAUGUAGCCCAAUAGUUGCCACAUGUUGUUAAAUGAAAGGAUGUUAUUUUGCAUAGAGCUCUUUUGGUUUGCAUUUUAUUUGUGCUGAUACUACCACAGUAGUAAUAAUGAUGUCAAUGGAAUAUUGUAACAAAGCAGAGAUCUAUUUAUUUUGUAUGGACAUGGCAUGCGUUCUUUUUCUGUUUGUGUUUUGUUAGAUGUUAUGUCAAAAAUAAUAAAGAAAAAAACUAUAGUCGCAAUAGAUUGUAUGGAUACGAUUUAGAUAUAGGUUGCUUUUCCCUCGUUUUAUUAGACGGGCGCCAUGGUGGGCGCUCAUGAGAAUUUUUUUCAUCGGGACAGCCCCUUAGUGUCUCAGAGUUUUAGUCACGUGUAAGCGGAGUGCACCGGUGUGCUACAUAUUAAAUUAAGCGCUCCCUCGUUGAAGCGCGCACUUCUCCAGUCAAAGGCAUCAGAUCGGCACAGCACCGCGCCCACAUGCAAGCAGCUGCAGUCAGCUCUGAAGCUAUGGCAGAAAUGGAUAGAACGGGUUUGGCAUCCACCGAUGGCAGGUCUGAAUGCACAGGUGGUGUGACUGUGAGCCUCGACACUAGAAAGAAGAAAGGGAUUACAAGACGUCGUGACUUCAGUCGACUCCUAAAGUUAAAAAGGCAUCAUAAGAUUUGUGAGGACCGCUACAUCAGGGCCUCUGAGGAGCUGAAAAAAAAAGAGAGAGAGAAGAACUUAUCUCUAUUGCAUAUCUUUGCAUCAAACAAGCACCACAGCUCCAGUGACAGUGAGAACACUGUUGUCCUUGGCCCCACCGAGGAUGCUGAUGAGGACACAACAGUCCCUGAGCUCACAAGGACUGACAGCAUAGUUCUUACCAGACAAAUGCUUGGGUACACUGAGAUCAUCGAAGAGGGAUAUGUUCCUGAAACAGAAAGUGAUAGCUCAGCAGAAGAGGACGGCAGAGGCCGGCUGUACAAGAAAAAACGUUCUGAGAAAGUAGCGAUAAACAGUAAUGCAUCAGACACUGAAGAUGAGGAUGACUCGACUAUGAAGAUGUCUCAGCAUCCUUCACAGCAUCCUUGAACCUGAGGAGGAGCCUCAGACAGCAGUAGCACAGCAGCACGACUCUUCUGACUGCAGCCAUCCAGCUAGCAGUAUGUGAGGAGCAAGCACAAGUGUCCCAUUUGUGGGGAACUGUAUAUAGUCCAACACCUGAGAAGCAUAGAAGAGGUGGUCAACAAAACAGAGUUGAGUCUUCUGAGCAAGUUUUCUCACAGACAGUGAGUGUCCCGUUUCCUCUUAAGAAAUGUGUAACCCAGAUGUAAUUCCAGUUACUAAGUUUACUAUAAGUGUAUUAUUAUUGUUUGUAUUAUUUGGGGUGUAGUGCCCUUUAAGGGUUAGGAUGGCACCCUAUGACAUGUUUUUACGACAUGUCGGGUGAGUUACGAUAGCGCCCCUGUGAGAAUCGCAAGCUCAGACAGCUAGGGCUCCACAGUGUAUGUUCCCUCUGUGUGCUCUGCUCAUCAGGUCAUGUUGUGUUUUUCCUAUUCGUCGUGUGGUGUAAGAGACUGCUGCGCAUGUCUUGUGGCGUCUAAGGAAGACAGCUGCCAGCUGCCAUCGCUGGGACAUCGAUUUCCCUAACUCCUUUAACAUACACACACGACUUCCUCACAUAGAGCUCUAUGAACAUAUUUAGUACUUUUUGCUGGCGAGCAGUUCUAUUAAUUUUUUUUCUCAAAGGACAAUUAAAGGACACAAUUGUGAACUAUUUCCUUUUCUUGGAUUGAAGACCAUUUCGGAUUUCAUUUCAUUUCAUGGACUGAGAAAAGGACUCAAACUAACAGAAAAUGGGUACAAGUUUGAUAUUAUCCAUACAGAAUUUAAUUUUCUAUAUUACUUGAUGAAAGUGUGUUUUCUAUGUUUAGACUGUUGGCGUUGUUGGAAGAAUGGGGUAUGUUGCAUUUCAGUCCAGUUUGAAUUUCAAAAUAAAUCUGGAUCAAUAGUACACUGCUAUAAGGGCUCUGCUUAUUAAAUCGUGCUUACUGGUGCUACAGAUGCUCUUGAAGAGGCUUUUAAUGGUGCUUUUUCACCACCAAUGAAAUAGGGUCCAAUAU
Scatophagus argus is the source of this 2157-nucleotide messenger RNA. RefSeq lists its product as uncharacterized. The transcript has 8 exons. The record is from RefSeq and is a predicted model, not a curated record. NCBI's taxonomy places the organism in Eukaryota, Metazoa, Chordata, Actinopteri, Scatophagidae. The coding region runs from base 530 to 1126 and encodes 198 amino acids.